AUGAGUGCUGCUGUUCCUAAGUUUUUGUACUUGGUUCUACUUCUGUGGGGAACUUUUUGUGCUUCGAUGAGUGGUGUUACUCAUGGCAUGUAUGUUGAUGGUAGAAACUAUGCUGAUAAUUAUUGCUCGUAUACAAGUUGGAGGGGUUGCGGCAGUUUCUUUGGAAAAGGCGGUAGCGAUUCUAAGAACGAUGAACAAAAUGUACAAGUUGGUAGGGGUUAUGGACAAGGUGGAGGUGGUGGUGGUGGUGGUGGAGGUGAGGGUGGAGGUGUUGGUGAAACUGGUGUGGGCUAUGGUCAUGGUAGUGGAUUUGGUGCUGGGGUAAGCGUUGGGCACGAUGGAGGAGGAGGUGGAGGCGGCGGUGGAGGAGGAGGCGGAGGCGGCGGCGGUGGCUCAAGUCAUGGUGGAAUAGGUCAAGGUAGAGGGUUUGGUGCUGGCUUUGGUGUAGGCGGGGCUAAUGGAGGACAGGGGGGUGGGGGAGGAGGAGGUGGCGGUGAAGGGGAAGGAGUUGGAAAUGAAGGACAGGGACGUGGCAGUGGUUUUGGCUCAGGUGGAGGAGUGGGAGGCAUAGGAGGAGGUGGAGGCGGUGGAGGUGAAGGUGAAGGAAUUGGCAACCAAGGACAAGGUCAUGGUAGUGGUUUUGGUGAAGGGGGAGGAAUGGGAAACACGGGAGGGGGAGGUGGAGGUGGAGGGGGAGGUGGAGGUGAAGGUGGGGGAGUUGGCAAUGAAGGACAUGGUCACGGCAGUGGUUAUGGUGUAGGUGGAGGAGUGGGAGGCACAGGAAGCGGCAGUGGUGGUGGCGGAGGUGGAGGUGAAGGUGGAGGAGUUGGCAAUGGAGGGCAAAGUCAUAGUAGUGGGUUUGGUGAAGGUGGAGGAAUAGGAGGCAUAGGAGGAGGUGGCGGAGGAGGCGGGGGAGGUGGUGGUGGAGGUGAUGGUUUUGGUAAUGAAGGAGAAGGUCAUGGUAGUGGUUUUGGUGGAGGUGCAGGUGUGGGAGCAGUUGGCAUGGGAGAAGGGGGUGGUGGGGGUGGUGGAGGAGGAGGAGGUGGUGGUGGAAAUGGAGGUGAAGGGUAUGGAAGUGGUUUUGGCGCAGGUGUUGGUGGUGGUGUGAGUGGUAUGGGAGGAGGAGGUGGUGGUGGUGGUGGAAGUGGAGGUGGAGGUGGAGAUGGCAGUGAAGGGGAAGGUCAUGGGUAUGGUAGUGGUUACGGUGGCGGUACAGGGAAUGGCGGCAUGGAUGGAGGAGGAGGAGGAGGAGGAGGAGAGGGAGGGGGAAGUGGUGGUGGAGGUGGUAAUGAAGGGUAUGGUCAUGGUAGUGGGUUUGGAGGUGGCAUGGGCAUUGGUGGAGGUGGAGGCAGAGAAGGAGAUUAUAACAAAGGUUCAAGCAACGAUCAUGGUGUUAACAAUGGCUUUGGAAUUGGAUUUGGAAUGGGUAUGGGGUUUGGUUUCGGUACGGCAACAAGUGGAGCAAAGUUCACAACCCAACAACGUAACGUCAACCAUCCCUAGGAACUCCAAAAUUUAUCACUGCCCUUCACUCUCAUAUUUUCAUGCUUCAAACCAACCAUAUUCACAACUAUUUGUUAUUGUAUCUUAAGGAGGCUCCUUUUCAAAAGACUAUUGAUAAGUAUGUCGUCAAAUAUUACUCCUUAUGCUAUAAAAUGCAUGA
This is a messenger RNA of Vigna umbellata (rice bean), 1663 nucleotides long. The record is from RefSeq and is a predicted model, not a curated record. Lineage: Eukaryota; Viridiplantae; Streptophyta; Magnoliopsida; Fabales; Fabaceae.